AUGCCAGCAACGUACAGCACAACAAGACUCAACAACCUCGACUGUCAAAUGAGACAUUACGCUGGAGCAUACACUCGAGAGACAAUAAGAAGGAUUGCUCAACAACUCAGCGAUGAUCUCUAUUUCGAUGGCUCUGCUGCUCGUCUCGAAGUGGCGAUCGAGUAUGCCAAUCGUCAAUAUCGCUCAGGUAAGUUCACAAGGGCAGGUGAUGCAAUCAGUCUGUUCAACCCAGACGAAGCAGGCGGCUGUGAUGGCAAACACAAUGACUGUUUCUAUGACUGCCUCAAAGCCUCCUAUCCAGACAAGGUAACCAAGCACUUUAGCAAGCCAUGGAUCUUCAAGCGAUUCUUCAAACUAGAGCGCGAUGCCAAGGUUCCUCUCAAUCUCUGUUCAGAGAUCGAGGACAAGCUCAAGAUGCGCAUCAAUGUCAAAGGUGAUUAUUGCAAGACAUCAACCAAACAGUACGUCCGAGUCGUCCAUCUCAAACUAACCAAUGAGCACUACACCCUAGACAAGGAGGGAGCAUUUGAACCCAAGGGCAUCAUCCUCAAGAGAUACCACGAUGACAGGAUCUUGCCAGUAGUGGCGUACAAGUGGGACGAUGGUGAAGAUGUCCCGAGAAGGACAUCUGAACCAUCAUUGCGUGCGCGCGACGACGACAAUGAUCAAGUUAAACUCUACGAUGGCACGAACUACAGCACGAUGAGCAAGGCGACACUCAUCGAUGAGCUCAAGAAACAAAAGUUCGACGGCAAGUGUCGAUACAUCAAGGUGGAGGCAGCCAAGAAGAGGAGCAAGAUGCCCAUCAAGACACUGGAGGAGACAUGGGAGGACUUCAUCAAAGACGCCGACGCACUCAAAGAAGGUACCAAUGGCGUCAUCGACUUGUACUUUACAGGAUCAAAUAUUAACAAGGCCGCCCUCAACCUAUUCAGCAAGUACAACAAGCAUGUCAUUCCAGAUAUCAUCGAGCAAGAGGAAGCCAAGUGGAUAUCCAAGGCAUCGAAUGGACCAUUGAGGUUCGCCGACACAUACACUGGCCCUCUCUACAUGUAUGAUGUCUGCAGCAUGUACGCGGCAAUCAUGAGGAGCAGCAGCUUCUCAGUACCGAUCAUGUAUAUAUAA
Messenger RNA from Acytostelium subglobosum LB1, 1125 nucleotides. RefSeq lists its product as hypothetical. NCBI's taxonomy places the organism in Eukaryota, Evosea, Eumycetozoa, Acytosteliales, Acytosteliaceae. The record is from RefSeq and is a predicted model, not a curated record. The coding region runs from base 1 to 1125 and encodes 374 amino acids. The transcript is spliced from 2 exons.